This is a messenger RNA of Fusarium graminearum PH-1, 2003 nucleotides long. RefSeq lists its product as uncharacterized. Bases 1 to 1086 code for a protein of 361 amino acids. The record is from RefSeq and is a predicted model, not a curated record. The transcript has 2 exons. Lineage: Eukaryota; Fungi; Ascomycota; Sordariomycetes; Hypocreales; Nectriaceae.
AUGGCGACGCUAACCGAGACCCCGCCCGAUAGGUUCCAGAAACAUGUUGCAUUUGACAAUGUUCCAACUGGUGAACCGACAAAGAAUAAUGCCAUUUCGUUCACACUCAAUGUUCGACACAAGGGAUAUCAAGCUAGGCGCAGAUCCCGGUGCUUCAUGGUUGGAGUGGACGAGCAUGCCUACUCUGAUUAUGCCCUACAGUGGCUGCUGGAAGAGCUUGUUGAUGACGGCGACGAAGUUGUAUGCGUGCGCGUAGUUGAGAAGGAAUUGCGUUUCUCGAAUAGGGAAUACCGAGAAGACGCUGAAAAGGUCAUGAGGGGCAUUCUCGACCGUAAUGGCAAUAACAGGGCCAUCAACAUCGUUCUUGAAUACGCCGUUGGCAAAUUACAUACGACCUUCCAGGUUCUGAUCCAGAUGUAUCAGCCUGCAAUGCUUAUUGUGGGAACAAGGGGACGCACACUUGGUGGUCUACAAGGGCUCGUUAACACGCGCAAUUCGUUUUCCAAGUACUGCCUCCAAUACUCGCCCGUACCUGUAGUCGUGGUUCGACCUACAGAAAAGCGCGUUAAGAAGAAAUCUAAGCGGGCCAACGACUCUGCACGACAGACUUACGUGAGCAUGUUGGCUGCGAAUUCUGGAAAGCACGAAGCCGAUAGUGAGGCGAGCAGCACUUAUGAACUUGAGGUUCAAAACUCUCCCGACGAAGAAGCUCAUCAAGUCGCACGGGCCUUGGGGCUGCCUGCAUCGUUCGAUCCCACGAUCAAGCCAUUUAACCACAGUCAAGCGCUCAACGUCAGACCGCAUGGACCUGCUACUGUUAGCGCGUCUAAUGAAGCGCCAGAGGACCGGCGAUUGGUUAAGGAUGAUGCCAGUGCUGCUGGUGAAAGCGACGAUGAAGAUGAUGGCGAAAGCGAUGACGACUCUGGAGAAUUCGAGGUUGUUAGUGGGCAACAAGCUCUGGAUCAGGAGAAACUGAAGCAGCUCCACAAGAUGGAGGUUGGUGAAGCAGCGGCGUUGAAGAUGAAAGUGGACGAAGAUAUAGAUGAGGAAGAUGACACCCCGUCAGCCCAAAAAGGUACAUCAUAGAAGAUGAAGGGCAGAAAGAAUUUAGGGACAGACAGUAAGCAAGGGAAUGGUGGGAAUGAAGUUGUCGAAUACAUCGACGAAGUCUCACACCAGAAAGUCAAGCGAUCAACUACACAGCACCCUCUAGCGAGGAUCUCCAGAAUACCCAUCUUGUGCGAAACUGCCUACUUAACGCCAAACAAAUUCAAAGGUGCAGGAAAGGCCGUGUCUGUUGACUCAAAAAGCAAUGCCAAUGAUAUUACAAGAUCAUCUACAACGCUUGGGGAACCGCUUUUGGGGCCAGAUUCCAACUAGCAAGACGGACAGAGCCAGUUGUCGAGAACAGAUAACGAUGGAAUCGAGCAGAUAGACGGCUGCCAAGACUACCCGAUUAUACCUGCUGACAGUCACCGGUUGCAAGAUAUCGAUUCUCAUGAGCACAAUCCUGAAGCGGGCAGAGAUUCCAUGGAAUUGGAGACGAUGAGCCGCGUGACGAAGGACGACAACGACGUUGAAGAUGAGGCCAGGGAGGAAUCUUUCGCCAGGGUUACGGACACAACGAACGGCUCACGGGAAAACCCACAGAAUCAGCGUCCAAAUCCCGAAUUACCGGCAGAGGACCAAAGAUCCAGCGUCGAUUUGGGGGCGCAAGAUCAACUUGGCCGUGGACCUGGAGAUGGGCGUGGAGGUGGCCGAGAUAAUGGCAACUACGCCAAUGGCAAUGCUGACGGUGGUCUUAAUGGUGGUGAUAACGCUACAAGUCGGCGUGGCGGUAGGCUAAGGGACUUGGUAGGAGGAUUCAUAUACUUGUGGUGCCUUGACUUGCGGCGAGGAACAUUAGAACUAGGAAGAUGAACUUGCUUGUAUUAAAUCAUGAAACGAACCGGGCUGGAAUUCAAGGAUCGGGGCUCUUUAUUUUAUCAGUAACGAUAUACGGU